UGAGGAAGGGAGCCUUGUAAUAUGGACGUCUUCAUAUUUAUUGACCAUGUUGUCUUCAAGAAAAAAUGCUCAAAAGGGCGUGAAUUGUUGUGAUUGGAUUGAGGAGCACAACAAUAUGAAAAAUACAAAGGGUGCAAGUUUGACGUCAGUGCAGCCUAUAGAUGAAUAUGAAGAGGAAGGGGGGGUCGACUUUGAGAUGACAUUGAGGGUGUGCGAUGGGAGUUGAUUCUCUGCUUGUUGAUGUUAGACAGUCACGUAAGAAGGCAAAGCGGCUGCUGCCCGUGUUGAUUACGCCAGCUCUUCUUUUUAUUCUGCAUUCUCUUCUUUUCCGUCCUCCUCUUGGUUUUUUCAGCACCGCUCCCCGAGUGGAUAGCUCUUGCGCUUUGGACCCCUUGGACGCUGCAUGGUCCCUUUAAGGCUUUUAAUGGAAGUAAAACCGAUUGAUGUUCCAAGACAUAUUGGGAGUUUACAACUUCAUCCACAGGAGGAGGUAUCCACGCAGAUUCGGGGCAGGCUGCGCAUCCUCCACAUUCACGCCACGUCCACGGUUCACGGCGACUGACGAUUCCGUGUGUACGCGGGCUUCUUUUCCCCUGCACGCUCGCUCCAAAGGUUUGGUGCGAAAACCGCGAAGCUGUUGUCUACGUGGACCGGUGCCGAAGCCUCCCGUCCGACUGCCAGGGCCUGCGCCAAAGCCAGAGACAUGGCGACAAACGGCACCAAAACGGAUGGCCAAGUGACGGAACUGAACGAGGUGGCCGCCAAUAAUGACAAGCCCAAGUCGCUGGACGUCAAGCCCGAAAAUAAGAAAAAGGAGUUGCCAGACAGAGAAACGUGGGGAGGGAAAUUUGAUUUUCUCCUGUCGUGUGUGGGUUAUGCAAUCGGACUGGGCAACGUGUGGAGGUUUCCAUAUCUUUGUGGCAAAAACGGCGGAGGGGCCUUCUUGAUUCCCUAUUUUUUGACUCUCAUAUUUGCUGGGAUGCCCUUGUUCCUUCUGGAAUGCUCCUUGGGUCAAUACACUUCAAUCGGAGGGCUUGGUGUGUGGAAACUGGCUCCGAUGUUUAAAGGUGUGGGCCUUGCAGCUGCUGUCCUUUCCUUCUGGCUUAACAUAUACUACAUUGUAAUCAUUUCCUGGGCUAUUUAUUACCUGUACAACUCAUUUACCGCUGAACUACCAUGGAGCUCAUGCAACAAUCUAUGGAACACAGAGAAGUGCUAUACAAAUUACUCCAUCGCAGACACCACCAAUCUCACCAGUGCAGUGGUGGAAUUUUGGGAGCGCAAUGUGCAUGAAAUGACCGAUGGCUUGGAAAAACCGGGCCAGAUUCGGGUGCCACUCGCAAUCACGCUGGCCAUCGCAUGGGUCCUCGUCUACUUCUGUAUCUGGAAAGGGGUCGGCUGGACAGGGAAGGUGGUUUACUUCUCGGCUACGUAUCCCUACUUUAUGCUCUUCAUCCUCUUCAUCCGUGGAGUGACUCUGCCUGGGGCAAGAGAGGGAAUUCUGUUCUACAUCACCCCAGAUUUCGAAAAGCUCAAAGCAUCGGAGGUAUGGCUGGACGCCGCAACCCAAAUCUUUUUUUCCUACGGAUUGGGACUGGGCUCACUGAUAGCUCUUGGAAGCUACAACCCAUUCAAUAAUAAUGUUUACAGAGACUCUAUCAUCGUGUGCUGCAUCAACUCAUGCACCAGCAUGUUUGCUGGCUUUGUAAUCUUCUCCAUCGUUGGCUUCAUGGCACACGUGACCAAGAAGGACAUUGCGGACGUAGCGGCUUCAGGUCCCGGCUUAGCUUUUCUGGCCUACCCAGAGGCUGUAACCCAGUUGCCUGUGUCUCCACUGUGGGCUAUUCUGUUCUUCUCCAUGCUGCUCAUGCUGGGGAUAGACAGCCAGUUCUGCACUGUGGAGGGCUUCAUUACUGCUUUAGUAGAUGAAUUUCCCAGAGCGCUCCGAGGCAGACGAGAGAUCUUCAUCGCUGUCGUCUGCCUGGUGUCUUACGCGAUCGGCCUUUCAAACAUCACGCAGGGAGGGAUUUACGUGUUCAAACUGUUUGACUACUAUUCCGCCAGCGGAAUGUGUCUGCUCUUCUUGGUCUUCUUUGAAUGCAUCUCCAUAUCCUGGUGCUACGGUGUGAACAAGUUCUAUGAGAACAUCGAGGAGAUGAUCGGCUACAAGCCUUGCGUGUGGUGGAAGAUGUGCUGGGUGGUGUUCACCCCUCUCAUUGUCGCUGGAGUGUUCUUGUUCAGCGCCGUACAAAUGGUUCCUCUCACCAUGGGAGAAUACGUGUUCCCAGGCUGGGGUCAGGGAGUGGGCUGGCUCAUGGCUCUGUCUUCUAUGGUCCUCAUACCGGGCUACAUGAUUUAUAUGUACCUUGGCCUCAAGGGCACCUACAAAGAGCGACUUCGGAUCAUGCUUCAGCCUCCGGCGGUUGUCAGGCGACCGCAGGAAAACGGACCUGAGCAGCAGCUGGAAACAAACACCGCCAACAUACCCAGCCCCACUAAUCCAGCUAACCCCUCCAGCCCGACCAAUCCAGUCCCGGCCAACCCGGCUCCCGUCAACGCAACCAGCCCCGAAGCGUCUGCGAACCCGGCUCCACCGCCGGCUAACCCUCCGGCUGCCCCCGCUAGCCCUGUGAGCCCAGCAACGAGUCCCACCAUCGUGACCACCAUCACCACAACCGCCACGGGCACGGCCACGGCCACGGCCAGUCCGGCCAACCCACCGACAACAACAGUCAGUCCAACAAUCCCUCCCCCGAACCCAGCGAAUCCAAUGGAGCCCGUGAACCCGCGGAACCCAGCAAGCGUGACCUCUAACCUGACCACUGCCGAGGCCAACGUGUAGACAACAAAGAAACCCUCUUGGAGCAUGUAGACAAAAGAGAACAUUAUAAAGGACUUACUUCCAAGAUUUCAAUUGAUUCACCUACCUCCGAGGGCAAUACCUGAUCGAAAUACAAUAGAUUUUCCAACCAUAUUACAUUUUCUUACAUGUUCAAGCCAACGAUGUCCUGUUGUUGGUUUGCAUUCCGAAUAUAUCAAAGACUGUUAGUGUGCACCGGUACAACCAUAAAUCUGACUAUUAAAAAAAAAAAAAAAAUACAAAAAAUACAAUUAAAUAAACAUACUGUGUAAUACUGUGAGAAAAAAAUAAAAAUAAAUAGAGAUCUAGAUUAGAAAUAUGUUGAAUAUCUUCAUGAAUUCAGUAAAUACCUGUGUGAAUAUAGUAGAUGAAGUAGUGAACAAAAUUGACAUCGCUGACGACAGCAAGGGCUGUGUCAAUUUUUUCGUGGAUGUUUACUAAAUCUCACACAGUUGUCUCUUUUUCAAAACGUUGCACUCUCCACGGCAAACUGAAGGCCAGAGCGAAGUUGAGGAGUUUGUGAGAAAGCACAAUGCCAAUAAGAAGUUCAUGUUUAGAAGUCAGCUGGAGCAAUCCAGUCAUGUUUUGUGUGAGAGAGACUGUUAUUUUCCCCCUUCCUUUUUCCAGUGAAAAAAAAAACAAAAACAACUUUUGUGUGAUGGACACAUUUUUAGAAUUAUUUUUAGGAGGUUUUAUACUCUAUGUUGUUGAUGUGACGGAGGACCAAAUCAAUAGGCAGACAUGCAAAAACUAUGCUGUUUGAGCAUCUGGUUGGCAGAAGCACAGGGUAUGAAGAGGUACAACAACAACAACAAAAAGAACAAAUGUAAAAAAGCACAGGGCGAGAGAAAAUGAUUUACAAAUGCAGACUAUCCCUUAAUCCUGACAGUCAGUGCUGUUUACUAUUUGCAUGAUUUCCUCAGGAACAUCAGUGAAAAUUGUCUGAAAUUCCUGACCAAAAAAAGAUGGCCUUAAGCCAAAACAUCGAUUUUAAGCAAGCCAUGGACUGUUUCCAUGACUGAGCGCAAGAAUAAUGACAACAACAACAACAACAAAAGGACCACAUCAUAUGCUAGCACAAGAACCUGGAUCAAGUCUGUGUUUGAGUCAUGACUUUUCAGUACGUGUAUCAAUCAAUUAUAUUUUGACAAAUACAUGUAUUCAGCAAUACAUAUGUAGAUGUUUAAGCGCAGGCCAGUAAGCAAGUGGUCUGUUUCUCUUCUUGUUUCCGCUGUCUCUUUGCUUUAUUUGUGAAAAGCCCAGACGUUUACCAUAGCGUGCUUAGCACAAUGCUAGUUAGCUUCUGCGGCAGCUACUGCGAGGAACGUGUGGAGGUGUGAAAGUAACAGGUUGACCGUGAAAAGCUAAACAACAAAGUGGAAAUGUGAAAUGGCUACAGUUCAUGUCCUGUGAAAUUUCAUUUAUUUGUAUAAAGUUACUCUACCACAGUUUUCUCUGGAACUUUGUUGUAAAUCCGUACCGUGUAAACAUGUAACUGUGAAUGUCUGUAAUACAUUGGAAGUUAAUGUCUAAAUGUUGAAAAAAAAUUGCUGUUUUCUGCAAUAAUAUUUUGGUCACAGAAGCUAAAGCACAUAUUUGACAGAAAUAUACGGAAGGACGAAAUGACAAUGAAGAUGCCGAUGAUUAUAUUAAAAAAACAGAAACUAUGUCUCGUAAAACACUAUUGUUUUGUAUAUUUUUAACUGUCUCACUGCCAAAUGUAAAUCAUUAUAUAGACAUGAUAUGUAUUUAAAUGGUGUCAAAUGAUAAAGCACGAUUGUUUAUGUUCGACAAAAAGAAAAAGAAUGAAAAAAAUAAAGAGUUAUAGAAAAUAUGA
Hippocampus zosterae (dwarf seahorse) is the source of this 4697-nucleotide messenger RNA. RefSeq names its product sodium- and chloride-dependent GABA transporter 1-like. Bases 704 to 2842 code for a protein of 712 amino acids. Gene Ontology annotation, biological process: neurotransmitter transport; sodium ion transmembrane transport. The transcript is spliced from 15 exons. Gene Ontology annotation, cellular component: axon; plasma membrane; cell surface. Gene Ontology annotation, molecular function: gamma-aminobutyric acid:sodium:chloride symporter activity. The record is from RefSeq and is a predicted model, not a curated record. Lineage: Eukaryota; Metazoa; Chordata; Actinopteri; Syngnathiformes; Syngnathidae.